AUCUAGACUCUUAAUGUCAGUCUUUAUCAAAAGUCAAAAAGGAUGCAAAAAAGCGUUGCUGCUUUAUUCAAACUAAGACGGUAUCUAUUCAGUCAUUUUUGCAUGUUUAAAUUAUUUAAUGCAAAAUACUAGUCCAAAAGAAUGUAAAAAAGGGGGAUGGGGCAGUGUGUUACUCGGGUAUUUUAAAACACAAACAGAUGAUAUACAAAGUCAACAAAAUAAUGUAAUAAUUAGGGAAAACUUGUUAUACUCUACUAGACAGUUUGAACUCCAAUGUAGUUUUUCUUUUCUUUUCUUUUCUUUUUCUUUAAUAGUGACGCUGAUCCCCUGCAGGAGCCCCUGGACAGCCUUUGGUCGGGGAGUGUCUGCAUAUUAAACGGGCUGGACAGAUUUGGCGAGGCGCCGGAAGCGGCAGGUUGUGGUGGAGGACAACAGAGAGGACGGAGCGGGACGCGCAGCGCAGUUAUCCUCCUCAUCUCUCACCUGUAGCUGUCGUAUUUUACGUAGGAAAAGCGGAGCCAUGGCUCUGACCCAGGAAGCCGUGUUGUGUUUUCUGCUGGAGCGCGGAGGCAAAGUGAAAAAUUCCGAGCUGGUGAACCAUUUCAAGAGCCUCAUCAACAGCGGCGAUCCCGCGGAAAAGCAGCACAAUAGAGAGCUGUUCAAGAAGCUGGUGAACAGCGUCGCGGUGGUCAGACAGAUCGACGAGGUGAAGUUCGUGGUGGUGAGGAAGAGGUACCAGGACUUUGUGAAAGAGGAGAUGGAUCAGAGCCUUUUCGGUCAAACCGCGAACAGCAACGCGCGGCGCUCGUCAAGUGUAAGCAACUACUACAGUGAUGAUAAAAGCUGCGUGGAGAGUUUGCAGGAAAGCGGGCCUGCUGUAUCCACGGCGGAUUCGGCCACGGUUAAAGUCCUGAAUAUCUCCCGAGAUCAGCCGUGCAGAGCGAGUAAAUCCGGGGCUGUGUUCGCUGUCAUAGCAGUCAGAUCCCCAGAGAGAGACUCCGCAGCGGGAGCAAGAGACGGAUUACGCUCCCAGGUGCAUCAGCAGCAUGGAAACCCUGACAAAGCAGCCAUCCGAGUUCCAUCACUCCCAGCUCCAACUUCCAACUCCUCAUCUCAUCAGAGGGAGUUAAUAAAAGAGCCUCAGUGUUGGAAAUCCAAGCAGACAGAAGCCAAGCAGGCACCAGGUUCUCCCCUGGUGAGGCCCCAAAACAAGACCCUCAGACAGGCUGAUGAUGAGUCUGUGCCUUUGGAGCCAAUAGCCCAUGAGUGGCUUGUUAAGUGUGCUGCUGGGUUGUGGGGACAAAUAUAUGCUUUGCUGCUGCAGGACACACGCUUAGCACAGAAGAAGGAUUUCAUGUCAGGUUUCACAGCCUUGCACUGGGCUGCAAAGGACGGCAGCUGUGAGAUCAUACACAAACUCAUUGAUGUUUCCAGCAAAAGAGGCACCUGCGUGAAUGUCAACAGCAAAGCACACGGAGGGUACACGCCUUUGCACAUUGCAGCCAUGCAUGGUCACUCUGAGGUCAUGGUUGCUCUCGUGCAGCGCUACGGAGCCAGCGUGAGCGAAAGGGACAAUGACGGCAAGAAGGCGCUUCACUACCUGGGGAAAGGUGCGUCGGCUGAGGUCAGGGCCCUACUGGGAGGACCUCAGCAGAGCGGAGAGAAGAUGGAGGGCGAGGAGUACAAGGAGCACACAAGAGGCUUCAACACUAUCAGCAAACUGUUCCACCCUCACUUAGGAAAGAAACAUAAGACUUGCAGGUUUGCUCAUGAGUGGUAAGAGGGGCCCACAAGUGAAUCUAGGGAUGUCACAACUGUUAAGAUAUGGACAGCUGGUAAAACAAAAACAUGAUUCGAUUUUAUUUUAACCAACAAGAUGUACCUGUACCAGAAUCAUCAUUGUUAUUUUUGAUUUAGAUUUCACCAAAUAUGUCAAAUAGUCUCCGCCUUGAUAGAGUUGUGGUUUUGAAAUCAACAUUUUUUUCAAGUUAAGUUAUUUAUCCUUAUGUCCUAUAUAGAUUAAUGCAACCUAAUUUGUCUGGCUGUCCACUUCUGCAGCUGGUCUUCAGUGAGCUGGACAGACAUGGCACAUGCAGCUUUCACGUUGGUGAAAAAGUGCAGGGGCGAAGGGCUGGAUUACUCUUUGAUUUAUACUGCAAAACUGUAUUUACUCCAGAUAUAUGUCUGAUAUAUAAUUUAAAGGACUUUAAACCCUUCAAGAGGCAUGGUGGAAACAUUUUGGUGGAUUUAAAACCUUUGUGUACCUUGACGCAGCCAAUCCACAGCUAGUGUACUGUCUUGUACAGCUUUGUACAGUGUAUCACUGGUUUGAUAAGCUUACUAUUUAUGCAUAGUAUAUCAUUUUUGUUUAUUAGUAUUAACGACGAAUGACUCAUUUUCAACAAAUUGUAAUGUUUACGUUUUUCUUUUAACCUAAUGUGUAAAAUACCUGUAGAUGUAACUUUUGAUUUUGUAGCACUGCUGUUUCUUUGUUGUUGUAUUUAUUGACUAAUGAACACUGACCAUAAAAACACAGCAGGCUAAUGAAACACGGACUUCCAAAAUACAAAAUUUGUAGAAAGCACAUUGGAUUAAAAACCUGCUGAUUCUUCUCUGUCUUA
Poecilia latipinna (sailfin molly) is the source of this 2621-nucleotide messenger RNA. RefSeq names its product sosondowah ankyrin repeat domain family member Ab (gene sowahab). Gene Ontology annotation, molecular function: protein binding. NCBI's taxonomy places the organism in Eukaryota, Metazoa, Chordata, Actinopteri, Cyprinodontiformes, Poeciliidae. Bases 521 to 1780 code for a protein of 419 amino acids. The transcript has a single exon. The record is from RefSeq and is a predicted model, not a curated record.